UGAAGACACUUAUGUAAGUAGGAAGGCACUUGAUAGACGAGGACAGAUAAAACCCUCGGGGAGAGGAUCGGAGUAGCUGGAAUACAUGCGAGUACUACUACAAUUCUUUGUCAGUGGAAUCAGCGGCAGGCAAGGAUAUUGCGCAUAGCUCGGAGAUGAUUGCUCGAGUCAUAACAUCUCAAUAGCCGCUGCUGUGGAGAUGUAAUUUCAAUGGAAAGAUCCAGUUGUUGGCGGAUAACAUGGGGAAAUCAGCGCUCAGCAUCCCCCGAUCUGUUGAACAGGCACCUGGCUUGGUCCUUGGCGCAGAAAAUUGAAUGUGGUCGUGCUUUACGUGUCGACCGUACAUAUUGGUUUCGGCGGACCUCGAGAUCCACACAAGAAGAGGGCGUAAACAGGGCGCUGUUCUGUGCGAGCUGGGAUGUAUGUAUGGUCACUUCCAGGCGUCUAAUUCAGACCUGUUUAUAGAGCUUGUGAAGAUGAUUUCCGGCGAGGCCAAGUUGCAUGUCAAUUUCAGCGGAUCUAGUCGGCGUCAUGCAGCCCAAGACAUUUGGCAAUUUCUUGGCACGAGGUAAACUCUCACAGGAAAAUGAGCGAGUUCGUCUGCCUUCACCGCGAUUUACAUGGUUCACUGAGUAUGAAAUUGCAGACAGGCACGCUCGGAGAAAAGGAGAGUGGCGAUGACUGGAUCAGGCGAUCUCAUCAUCACUUGUCCUGUUCCAUCCUCUUAUCCGCCGGCGUCAAGCCUUGCCUGGCCUAUGCCAAGCCAGCGUGCCAUGGCUCCAAGACCCCGCAACUUGCUUGGGUAUAUGUUGGCUUUGUUAUGUCUUGUCGCCUCGGCAGCGGCGGAGAGCUCGGACAACUCAAGUCACUCUUAUGCGUAUUUAGCCAUUUGCUACCAUGCAGGCUGGUCUUCCCGCUUACCCCAUCUCCAGAUAUGCUGGAGAUCCAUACCUCAAGUACAGGCCGGCGUUCGCCCGCUCCCUCCCCGUGCAGAUUCUGCUCACUGGAGUCGUCCUCACCCUCGUGGCCGUGCUCUUCAUCCAUCUCAUCUUCACCGCGCAAUAUCAUUGGCCUCUCGCUCCUGUGAAUUAUGUCCUCCAAAUAUCGGGGGUCAGCACCCUCCUCAUCUCGCUGGUUGCCACCCUCCACGUCGUCCUGGCUGCGACGAUGAAUGAGAGCGAGCAUUGGCCAUAUAUGCUCAGUUACCUUGCCGUUAACGUGCCGCCAACUGAUAAUUCAACUUACGGGUGGAGCAUCGCUGAGAGGGCAACGUGGCUGAUCAUGAAUGCAUCGACCUCUGGACUUAUACAGAUCACCCAUAUUCAAUUCUUAACCCUUUUGUAUCCGUCGCGUAUGGAAGCAAGACUGAUUUUCGCUCUACUCGGUCCCCUAGCCGUCGUCGCUGCCAUCAUGCAACUCAUCCCCAUCGGCGCAUCUGCCUCAGUCAACAACAUCGCCUCGGCCGUCCGCAACGUUUGCAACGCGACUCUUUCGCUUCUCUUCACAUCCGCGCUGUUUGUAUGGGGGUUGCUGGUCAAGCGCCAUGACGCAUGGAGGACAGACGGAGGGACGGCUGCCUUCGGCUGUGCGGCUUUGACUCUGGCGUUACUCAGCACCGGCCUCAAUUUCCUUUAUGUCCCAAGAGAAGAAGAGUAUAUGUGGCUCCCGCCAUUGAUGUGGGCGGUUGUGCUGUGGCAGAGCUUCCUUGGUUGGUGGUGGUGGGUCGGCGCGGGCAACGGAUAUGGAUACGAUGAGGAGGAGUUUGAGCGGCUUCAGCGGCGAAAGGAGAAGCGAGCUGCCCGGAAACUCGAGCGAAAGAACCAAAAGAAGAAACCCAAGACCACAAUCUCGUCCAUCCUUCGGCAGCGACGUCCCCCGCCGGCAGAGUCCUCAUCUGAUCCAGAGCCGAAUGCACCGGUCCAACGGUCCGCGACCUCGGCCGCAUCGAUCUCGUCGUCAUCCACUUCGCCUGUCUUCCGUUUCCUACCCGGCUUUGUCCAUCACUGGUACUCUUCACUCAGAUACGAACAUGCGGCCGCCGCUCGCCAACAAGCUGCUGAACGACAAGAACGGAUAGGCCGGUCUGACCCGGUCAGAAAUGGUUGGGGCCUUGGUAGUUUUGCGUGGAGAACGGUCGGAUUGCGGCCCGGAGAGCCAAAACCAGCUUCAGAGGAAGAAGAAUACGAGCUGGAACAACGAACCCCUAAACAUCACGUGCUUGACGGUGGUGAUCUUUCCUUCCUACUCACGUUCCGCGACCACUUGGCCUCUGCAGCUAUGGAAGCGGCAAGAUACCCCCAGACAUUCUCCCGUCCUUCACUAUUCGAGGAUCUCAAUACUUUUGGGAAACAAGAGUCAUCGAAACGACGCGUCCAGCUUCGUUCAUCUCAAUGUUCUGACGAUGAGGACGAGCUGGAUCUGAUACCGCGCCCAUCUCAACUACCGCAACGAAUCUUAUCGGAACCGAUGCCGGGCACAAGGGAUGCGAUCAGAAAGCUUCGUUUCAAGAAGACGAACAGUGCGUUCUCCAGUACCGCGACCGGGCAGGAGACGAUUGAGUCGAAAGCGACGGGCAAAAACACAUCCCCUGCCCGUACAAAGAGGAUAACAGAAUCCUCUUCAUCCAAUGCGCGUUCUGUACGCGAAGCACGCGUCAAACUCGUAACAUCGCCCGACGAUCCCGCGCCCGCACGGCCCAAACCUAGGCCGCUAGCACGACCAGUGGCAUCCUCUUCGACCGCCAAAUCGAAGCCCCUUGCUAAGCCUGCUUCAAAAAAGACAUCCGUCUUUACCGAUGAUGAGUCUGGGUCCGACUCCGAGCCGAAAUCGACACUGUCCGCGAGCAGAAGUUUCCCGCGGCCUUCGCCCCUGCAGAGCUCCAAGGGCAAAGCGAGGGCGUCUUCGCCGACUCCCAAGACUCGUGGAUAUCCUGCGCCGUCCCCUUUGGGCAAUAAUUCCAGAGCUUUGGAAGGGCGUAGCAGGAAUGACAAGGGAAAAGGGAAAGGGAAGGUUAUUGAGCCGGCAGUGCGACCUUUCCCGCUCAAUGCAGUGUCCCCGCUGUCCAAAAAUGCCGCAAGAAGAGAGUCAAAGAAGAGCGCGCCGAUCCGGCCAUUCCCUCUGAAAAAUGUCAAGUUGGGCUCCAGCAACUCCCCAGCCAAGCGCCGUUCAGCCGGUAGUGACGAGGAUAGGGACAAGAAGCGGGUCAGGAGUGUCUCUAUCUCCUCAACGGAACAGGAACCUUUUGACUACGAGGGAGACAGCGCACUGUGUCUCAUCUCCCCAGACACAGAUCCCAAGAUGCUCUGUCCCUUCUGUGAUACCCGGCUUCCUUUGCAUCCGACACCCUUGUUGCGCAGACUGCUGGCGGAAACUCGCAGGAAAUCAUACCGUGACGCUCGCCCGUCGAAUCCGCUAGGUCGAAAAGCACCCAUGAACGUCUUUGUCGCUGUAUGCCAACGACACAGAUUUGAAAGCGAGAUUCUCCCCGAAGCCGAUGCGAAAGGAUGGCCGAAGUCCAUUGAUUGGGAGCGUCUCCAGAGUCGCGUCCAGGCUAUGCAGCAUGCUCUGCGGGCCAUUCUCGAAGACCGCGGCGCCGCAAUUGUUUUCGGGAAAAAUGCGGACGAGUCGGACUCGGAUGAACCUCACCGCGGCCCGCGCAUGCAGUGUAUAUUUUGGCGAGACCUUCUCAGGGAUCUCAAAAACAAGGGCAGUAAAGCCGUCAAGAGCGUUCGAGGACAGUUUGCUACGUUCGAGAAGACGCAACCUGGAUAUUACGGUGAAAUGGGCGCCAUGAUCAUCAACCAGACUUUGUACAAUAGCUUCCCGCUGGACAGCAUCAAUCCUGAUCUGGUAUUGCCCUUGACUCCUCGGGAUUUCAUGCAGCGGAUUCUCAUUCCAGAAGUCGGAAUGCGUCUCGUGAUUGAGGACAUGAACAUGGACGUUGAUGAUGCGGACGACCGAGCGACUGCCGUGCAGGUAUUGAGAGACAGCGCGAGCUACGGGGUGGCAAUGUUUCCGGAGGAUGGCGGCGAGUGGGGCAAGUCGUCCAUGAGUCAAGUUGUUGACGAGAAUGAUCUGGGUGUUGCGGACCUGAUGCUUCUCGAACGAGCCCGCAGACGUCGAAAGGAGUUGGAGGUCGAAGAGAGGGAAGAGGAAGAGAUGAUGCACCAGGAUACAAUUCGAGAGACAUCUGACUCAAAGCCCAAGGCGAAAACGAGAGCGAAGCGGAAGACAGAGAAGGAAAACUCGGAUGAGCUGGUGACUAUAGACGAAGAGUCUCCCCUUCAAGCUCGACCCCGGCCGAAGGCCUUGCACAAAAAGAGAGCAGCUGUGCUUGCCUCCAGCGACAUGGAAACUGAUUCGUCCCGGGGUACGAUAGAAGACGACGAUACUCUGCCCUUCACAAGCCGCAGUGAAGCGGAGCCGACCCCGAAACCGAGUCGGCGACCGACACUCGAGUUGAGCAGCUCAGACGAAUUGAUUUCCAAGAAAUGGAAGAGCAAGCAGAAGCACAUGGUCUCGGAAUCCGAUAGUGAUGCCCGGCCGCCAAAAAGCUCGCCGUCGUCUUCGUGUAUGGCGGUCGUCGACGCUUGUUCGGACGACGACGGGAGUUUCUCGCUGGUCUCGGCUGACAAAACUCCUCGACCUUCACGUUUGGCUGCUUCGUCCUCGGAUUUCCAGCCACUCGCAGCUGCUCGGCGGCGUGCGAAGAACAAACCGUAG
Messenger RNA from Mycena citricolor, 4722 nucleotides. The record is from the annotation of a GenBank genome assembly. Lineage: Eukaryota; Fungi; Basidiomycota; Agaricomycetes; Agaricales; Mycenaceae.